AUGACUUGCAACGGCGUGCUGAUGAGAUCGAUUAAAUUGGCAGACUGCGAAGUCCACGCUGCAAAAAUGAUGCCGAAAAUGCUGAUGGACGUGACGUUGUCGACAGAUGCCGCUGCUAGGCAAAGUGUCGGGAUGUCCUUGCCAAUCCGUUUUUCCUGGAAACUCAACAUGCUUGGCACUACAACAGCUGUCGAAACUGCCGACAACACGAACCCGAGCAUGAAAGCGUGGCUCCAGGGGAAACCCAGCAGGAAUUUCGCAGUAACGGCGACUGUUGACGCCUCUGCCAAAUUCGGCAAGAGUGACAGCGCCAAAACUGUGCCGGGCAUUUGUUUCAGGGUUUUGGGUUGCAAUCCGAGUCCGGCUCGGGUCAGGAUGAUGAGCAAGGCGAAUGUUCGGAAAUCUGAAGGAAGGGCACGCAUUGUGAAGAGAAAUAAAAGAUAUGUUGGAGGGACUGCGAUUUCGGAUCGCUCAAAACACCCUUAUUUGGCAAGGGUUAAUGUUGCAACAACUGUGAAUGGAGUGGAAUCCGUUCAACCUCAUGUUGCUGGCACUUUGAUUUCAUCAAGGCAUGUUUUGACAAGUGCGUAUCAAGUACAUCCCGAAGAACUGGGGAAAAUCCCAGCGAAUUUCCUAGUCGUUGUUCUCGGUGACGUUGAUUCAAAUAUUGUGGAAGUCACUGAACAGAUUUUCAAUGUUGAAAUCCCGUCAGUCAUAUUUCAUCCGAUGUACAAUCACAUGAAAGGCAAAGCGUACGAAAUUGGUCUGAAUAAUUUGGCAGUUCUGCCGCUGAAUCAAGACGUGGCGAGAAAUGAGUUCGUUUACCCGAUUCUCGUGGACUUGAACAUUGGGAAUUAUCAAGAUUAUGAUUACGAUUACGUGGGCAUUGGUCGUUACUUCAUGAGUGAAGCAGAGCUUCAAGGAGGAGGAUCUUGUCCUUUGAAUUACUUUUACAAGGAAUACACUGUGUGCUAUGACAUGCCUUCGGCAAGGACUUCCUGCUCAGACAAGGCGGACAUUGGGAGCCCUGUUCUAUCGAGAAACAACCGGUACGAUAUUAUGCUGUCUAUGUAUCAAUCGCCAAUUUGCAAAGAUGGGGAGCAAACCACGAAUGUCAUCUUUACUUCAACCAUGGGCGCAACGACACAUAAAUUCUUUGUUUGUAAAUACGCGGAGGAUUGCGUCGGUUUAGAGAGGGCAGUGAUGAAAAUAAUGAGCAAGUUGCAACGACGUCGACGAUGUCGAAGAAUUCCCGUGGGCGCCAGCAAUGACCCGACACGACCUGACUCGUAUUUAAAGCCGACUUUGAGACGGGUUCGUUGUUCUUUCGUGAUUGCUGUGAUUGCCUUGAUGGUAUCAUCAGCUGCUGCUUCAGCACUUAAAGGUCAUAAUCAUCAUCAUCAGCAAGAUGAGCAGGAACAUUCACAAAAAUUCAGUCUCUCUAAAGACCCUGAUGUUGAGGAAGAGGAAAUCCAAGCUCCACCACAAACAUUCUACCAUUCUUUCAAGUUGACUGAGCCGUAUGAAUUUGCUUUUGCCGUCAACGAUGACAGCUUGACCAAUUAUCAGCAAAGGCAAGAGAUCAGUGAUGGAAAGGUCAUCAAGGGGUCGUAUCAGGUCGUGGACCCUGAUGGUUUCAUCAGAAAAGUUGUCUACACAGCCGAUGCCAUAAAUGGCUUCGAGGCUAAGGUCAGUCGUGAACCCACUGACAUCAAGAUCGUGUUCCCUGAACCCCGACCAGAAGACCAGCAACAACCAGAAGCAGAGAUUUCUUUGCCAAAGCAGAAACACAGCAGCCACCAACACGUGCCUUCUGCUGAAAAGCGUCGUCCUUCCUAUUACGAAGAACCCAGGCCACAACAGAAUGAGCAGCCCAGCGACUAUGACCGACCCAGGUCAUCGAAAAAGACCAAGUCCCGUAAGGUCGUCAAGUCAGAACAAUACUUUGACUUGGACGGCUCCAACAAGGGCCUUUUCAUCCCGAUCCGACACGAUGAAGAACAAGGAUCAAACUGA
Messenger RNA from Notodromas monacha, 2016 nucleotides. NCBI's taxonomy places the organism in Eukaryota, Metazoa, Arthropoda, Ostracoda, Podocopida, Cyprididae. The record is from the annotation of a GenBank genome assembly.